AUGACUCUCAUCAAGAAGACUGAAGAGCCUCAAGGCCCUCAGGAAAACCGCCCUCCUACAUCUGUCACAGAUACUCACAAACCUCUUCCUUUCGCCGACCCCCAGUACGGGCAGGCCCUGAAGCGAUGGGAGGCUGAACGCAAGGCCAAAGAGGCAGGAGACGUCAAUGAGGAACAACAGCUCAAGGCUGAAAUUAUCGAGGACCUCACUGCGGCGGAGAUCAAAGCUGCCAAAGCGGAGAGAAGAGUCGCGGAAGCACAAGGCGCGUCAGAACAAGUCGCAGCCCUUGAUGCAAAGAUCCUCUACCUGCGCAAACUUGCUGAGGAGCUGCUGCUGCCAGUGGAAUCGCAGGACGCUGAGGCCGGCAAAAAGGACAAGGAGUAA
This is a messenger RNA of Fusarium poae, 384 nucleotides long. RefSeq lists its product as uncharacterized. Bases 1 to 384 code for a protein of 127 amino acids. The transcript has a single exon. NCBI's taxonomy places the organism in Eukaryota, Fungi, Ascomycota, Sordariomycetes, Hypocreales, Nectriaceae. The record is from RefSeq and is a predicted model, not a curated record.